AUGACUAACUCAAGCAGUGCUUGCUUCUCUCACUUUGUGAAAACCAAAGCCGUGAAGCGCCUUGAAGUACUGAACCGCGAGACAAAGAGCUCACACACUGGUCGGCCCGGCGGUGGUGCCCCCAACAGCAACGUCCGGAAGUUCUAUGCGGGCCUGUCGUUUGGACCCUCGUCGUCUGCGCUCGUGGACAUUUGUGAGCAGAUCAUUGUCGGCCGGCUGUCCCGGGGCAGGGAUGCCGCCUUCAACCUCCAUGUCGUUCAUGUCGAUGCAGAAGUAGACGGAGUGAAUACAGAUGCAGACACACCAUCCCCGGCCGAGCAGCGCCUUCAGCGGUGGCGGGCGCGGUACCCCCGCUUCACCUUUGAACGCGUACCCCUGACGGACGUUCUGGCGCUCGAUACAAUCGACUGGGCAGCACUGCUGCCACCACCGCCCUCAAGAACAGAACAACAAGACACGCCACAGACACGCCACCCGUCGACAUCGGCAGAGCUACGCGCAAGUCUCUCCAACCUUCCGUCGGCGACGUCUCGGCGAGACGUGCUGGAGGUUCUUGUGCGGCGGCUGUUGAUAUCAAAGGCUGCGUCGACAGCAGAGGCGGCACCGUAUGAUGCCCUGCUCCUCGGUUGCAGCACCACGGCUCUGGCAGAGAGGACGCUCGCUGAGACGGCCAAGGGCCGUGGCUUCUCGUUGCCGUGGCUGAUCAACGAUGGCGCCGUGGAAGACGGUGCGGAGCACAGGAUCGCCGUCUACUACCCUGUGCGGGAACUGUUCCGCAACGAGCUGAUUCUCUACCUCAACGCAGUGGCCCAGCCGCCACUGACAGAGGGCGACUUUGUCCUCGUGCCGGCACCGGCUUCAUCUGCGGGGGCGGUUGUCUCCCACAAGGACCUCAGCAUUGAGGAGGUCAUGACACGCUAUUUCACUGAGGUGGAGGCCAACUACCCGUCGAUUGUCGCCAACGUCGUGCGGACGACAGCCAAACUUGAGCGCCACGGGCACAGCCAUAAUCAUGCCCACGACAGUGACGACGGAGCACCAACCGGCUGUCGGGUCUGUGGCAUGCCGCUCGAUGAGGCCGGCAACGAACGGUGGAGGGGCGAGAUUGGUCAUCUUGACGGCCCCGAGGGCGGCCCGAGACUACGUGUGGAGAGGCUCUGUUAUGGGUGUGAACGGUCCAUUCACGGGUAA
Messenger RNA from Sporothrix brasiliensis 5110, 1191 nucleotides. RefSeq lists its product as uncharacterized. The coding region runs from base 1 to 1191 and encodes 396 amino acids. The record is from RefSeq and is a predicted model, not a curated record. Gene Ontology annotation, biological process: tRNA wobble position uridine thiolation. Gene Ontology annotation, cellular component: cytosol. Gene Ontology annotation, molecular function: sulfurtransferase activity; tRNA binding. The transcript has a single exon. Lineage: Eukaryota; Fungi; Ascomycota; Sordariomycetes; Ophiostomatales; Ophiostomataceae.